Messenger RNA from Lecanosticta acicola, 1889 nucleotides. The record is from the annotation of a GenBank genome assembly. Lineage: Eukaryota; Fungi; Ascomycota; Dothideomycetes; Mycosphaerellales; Mycosphaerellaceae.
AUGUGGAAAAUUUUGUUCUUCUUUGCUUCCAUUGUGUGUGGUGGCACCACCCAUGUCUCUCUGGUUCAGUCGUUCGUCACGGUACGUUCACGAUGCAGAACGAAACCGAGGUCGAACGCGAUUGACCAGCCUGUUCUUUUCUAGCGGCCCGAUAUCCUUGCACCGGUUCUCGACAUUCGAAAAAUUGACAAUUCGAUCGUCUCAUCCGGGUCUAUCUUCCUGACAACAUGGGAGGGAGAAGCUCAGAGUGCUCCAUAUAUCUAUGCUACCAACGGAGUGAGUCAGCAACUCGAUUGCAGUCCAUGUGAAUACUAACUUGGUCUGCGAGGACCUUGUAUGGUCUGGCUACAACCCGUCGCUUCCAAAUACUGAGUACUUUAACUUGCAGCCUCAUCACCUCAGCAAUGGAACGUCUGUUCUGAGCGUCUUCCGCGGACAUUCGGACAGCGGACGUGGACAGGGGCACGCUGCCCUCCUGGAUUCCUCGUAUAACCUCUUCAGAACCGUCGAGAUACCAUCAUCGAGGAGUGCAUUGGACUUUCACGAGUUCAAUAUUCUCGAUGAUGGGAACAUGGCCGUCGCCGUAGCCUUUCAACCAUAUCAGGGCGAUCUCUCACACUUGGGCAUUAAAGACACUCUCGGAUGGCUGCUGGAUUCCGUCUUCUUAUGCAUCGAUCUAGAGAGCGGCGCGGUAGCGUUUGAAUGGAAAGCCUCUGAUCACAUAUCGGUCAACGAGUCGGUGGUAUGGCCGUCGCUCAAGAAUGGUGCUGGACUAGCGUAUAACCACGCAUUUGACUGGUUGUAAGUUAGUCUCCUUUGCUCUGUCUUGUCUUACUGAGUGUCAAAUUUCUAGUCACAUCAACUCCGUCGCCCGAUUUGAGAACGGUGACUAUCUCCUCUCGGCUAGGCAUACUGACACUAUCUAUCGUCUCGACCGCAGGGAUGGAACUGUCGUGUGGAGGCUCGGUGGUCCACUAAGCUCUUUCCUCAUGGACGGUGUGGAUUUCUCCGCCCAGCACGACGCACGUAUCGUAAGCGAGUCGGCCGAAAAUGGUAACGUCGUGAUUAGUCUGUAUAACAAUGGGUUCAAUGGCCAGACUCGCACUGAGACAGUCUCUUCUGCCAUGAUGGUUGAGAUUGAUAAGCAUGCUAUGACUGCUCGCUUGGUGCGAGAGGCCUUUGCCCCAAUUCCUGGCUUGGCUCAAAACACAGGCUCGUUACAGUACCUUCCGAAUAAAGGCAAUUUUCUCGUCAGCUGGGGACAGAUGACCGACUACUCUGGAUUCACCGAGUUUGGGAAAGAUGGCCAAAUCGCGCUGGACGUGGCGUUUGGCGACCCUUCCACGCGUAACUAUCGGGUGAGAAAAGAUCGCUGGACUGGCCGGCCGACCGAAGAGCCCGAGGUUUAUCUUUAUGCUCAGUAUCCGGGUGCCAGUACACACUUUUGGAUCAGCUGGAAUGGUGCUACCGAUGUCACGUACUGGAAAGCGUACGAGCUCCAGCCCGACAAGGAGAAAUUCUUGAAGAAUUUGGAGAAAGACGGAUUCGAAACGCACGUGAAUCUUGAAACAUUCAUAUCCGAAGGCUAUGUGGAAGCAAUUGGAGGCGAUGGAAGGAUUCUCGGCCGAUCGAAACGCUGUAAGGUGUUCAUACCGCCGGCUACCUUGGCAGAGUCGUGUGGAGAGGCGCAUUGUAGGAAGCAGAUUAUGCAUGCUAAGGAAAGACGCGUCGAGAUGCGGCCUUCCGGUGAGACGGCGGGACGGUUUCAAUGGAGGAAAGAAGUUAUGCAAACUGUCAUCUUGCUUAGCAUUGGCUAUGCGAUAGGGAGAAGUAGAGGCUUGGCAGGCAUGUUUGUCCGCCGCCGACAUGCCGUUAUGGCAGAGGGGUAA